This is a messenger RNA of Anguilla anguilla (European eel), 922 nucleotides long. RefSeq names its product DELTA-sagatoxin-Srs1a-like. Gene Ontology annotation, molecular function: channel activity. Bases 168 to 698 code for a protein of 176 amino acids. Gene Ontology annotation, biological process: monoatomic cation transport; cytolysis in another organism; pore complex assembly. The record is from RefSeq and is a predicted model, not a curated record. Lineage: Eukaryota; Metazoa; Chordata; Actinopteri; Anguilliformes; Anguillidae. The transcript has 3 exons. Gene Ontology annotation, cellular component: pore complex.
AACUAUGGACACACCUAAACUGGUAGAAGGGGAGGGAAGCGACAGCGGUGCACGUUUCGCCUCAUUCUUCCACCUCCUUAAAGAAAAAGGUAUCACAGGACUAACAGCUCUCUGAAGCACAAGAGCUCAGACAAGAGAAACUGUCACCGACCUUCAGACAAUUCAAGAUGCCUGAGACUGCAGAGGAAUUUUCUUCACAACUGACCACCAACCGAAACUGCACCAUCGAAAUCACCAAUCUCAGCAGUAACUUCUGUUUGAUCAACCCUAAGGUGUACAUGAACAGUGGCUACACCUUCAACCCUCCUCAGCCCACAGUGCGCACCACCAAGACUGAGGUUUGCUCCUUCACCAAGAAGGACGACACAGCCUCUGGAAGCGUGGGGGUCCUAACCUAUGAGCUCUUUCACAUGCAGAAUCGCCACUGCAAUGAGCUUAUUGCUAUCAUGUUCUCUGUCCCCUUUGAUUACAACUUCUACAAGAACUGGUUUGGGGUGGGAAUUUUCGAGCACACCCGUAAAUGUGAUGAGGAUCUCUACAAGCACAUGUACUACCAAGAUGACCCAGCCAACUUUGUCCGUACUGAGAGCAAAGGUUCUGGGGUGGAGUUCAAGGGGCGAGCAGCGGAACUGAGGGCCAACAUGUCAAAUGUGGGCAGGGCCAUCAUUAAGUUGGAGGUGUAUGAUAGGAUGGCCUGAAAGGUUACCUUCCAUGAAUAUGAGGAGUAAGAACAUUCCAGUGAACGAUUCUCAGAAACAGUAAAAUGGAAGCAUAGAACUACAUAAUAAAAAGUGAUUCCAGGCAAAGUGUUUGUAUUCGAUGCAUCAAAAAGAUUGACUUUUUCUGGCAUGUAACGUCUCAUUUGAAUUUAUGUCAAUUUAUUGUCAACAAAUAAAACAAAAAAUAAAAAUAUAUUUCUUUA